Messenger RNA from Talpa occidentalis (Iberian mole), 4312 nucleotides. It is a transcript of the gene ZNF391, whose product is annotated as zinc finger protein 391. Gene Ontology annotation, molecular function: RNA polymerase II cis-regulatory region sequence-specific DNA binding; DNA-binding transcription factor activity, RNA polymerase II-specific. Gene Ontology annotation, cellular component: nucleus. The transcript is spliced from 7 exons. NCBI's taxonomy places the organism in Eukaryota, Metazoa, Chordata, Mammalia, Eulipotyphla, Talpidae. The record is from RefSeq and is a predicted model, not a curated record. The coding region runs from base 715 to 1806 and encodes 363 amino acids. Gene Ontology annotation, biological process: regulation of transcription by RNA polymerase II.
ACUCGGGUCCCGCCCGGGGCGUGUCCCGGUGCUCGCCGGGAGGGCUGUGGAUGAGAAAAUAGAGGCACACAGAGAUCCAGUACCUUCUUCGAAGUUACAGAGCUUCAUUCACAGAAGCUUAUGAAGAGAGACAAGCAGUACUAGCAAUGACGUUUUAAGCUUGGAACCACAUUUUUCAAAAGAGUUGCUUGCUAUUGGCCAGAUGUAGACAUCAUUAGACCUAUUUCGACCUUUGCCUUUGACCAAAAAGAAAGCCAGGAAGAGGUAGAAGGGAAAAGCAAGUAUUUAUCUCACUAUAAGAUCUGCAUCUCACUUAAGGAUUCUUCCUUCUUUCUGAACAUUUGUAUCAUCUGAACACAUCUGUUUCUUCUAGUAGAACUUCCCUUCCUAGGCAGCUGGGUAUGUCUCCCAGAAUUUGGAAUCUAAAAUUAAACUCCAAGAACCAUAUUGCAUUGAACCAAACAAUCAAGUCUAACAUCUCAGACAGAAGACCAAGAAGGAGACAUGAAAGCAGAUUAAUUAUUUCCCCCUGGCUUUUACGUAACUACAAACAGAGCUAUGACCAAAAUCCAAAUAAUUUGGGAAUCCCCACAUGGGAACUGGACAUGAUCAUCCAGUUGGAUGGAGAAUAAUGAUAGAAACUGAAUCCUCAUGGCGCUGAAGAGGGGAGUGACCUGUCUAGGUAGGGAGAUUUGAACUGAACCAAAGCAUCACAUGAAUCAGGCUGUUUGUGAAGGACUUGUGUUUCCAGAGUCAGCAAUGGAAAGUCUCAGAGGAAAUACUGCCCAGUCUCCUACGAAUGAAGAAACUUACACAAAUGAGAGCCAGUUAUCAAGGCAGAUAAAAAUUCCCAUACAGAAGAAAUCUUCUUUUGAGAAAACAGCAAUCAGAAAAGUAUCAGUGACACUCAAGGAGAUUUUCACUGGGGAAAGAGGCCCUGAAUCCAGUGAAUUUAAUCUAAGUUCAAAACUUAAUACACUGCAGGAAAUUCCAAUGGGAGCUACAGCCCCCAAAUCUAGAAAAAGCUCCAAAGAUAAUUCAGACUUAAUCAAACACCAAAAAUGCUUUCCACAAAAGAAACCUUGUAAAUGCAAUGAAUGUGGGAAAACCUUCAGAAUUCAUGGUGGAGAAAAGCCUUUUGAAUGCAAUGAAUGUGGGAAAACAUUUGUCCGAAGUACACACCUUAUUGAACAUCAAAGAAUUCACACUGGAGAGAAACCUUAUGAAUGCAGUGAGUGUGGAAAAGCUUUUAGCCGGAGCACACACCUUAGUCUACAUCAGAGGAUUCACACUGGAGAAAAACCAUAUGAAUGUAGUGAGUGUGGAAAAGCAUUUAGCCGAAGCACUAACCUUAGUCAACAUCAGCGAACUCACACUCAAGAAAAACCUUACAAAUGCAACGAAUGUGGGAAAGCCUUCAGCGACCGUUCAACCAUAAUUCAGCACCAACGAAUACACACAGGAGAGAAUCCCUACGAAUGCAGUGAAUGUGGAAAAACUUUCAGUUGGAUCUCGUCUCUCAUUGAACAUCAGAGAACGCACACUGGGGACCACCCUUAUGAAUGCAGUGACUGUGGGAAAGUGUUCAGUCGAAGCUCAUCCCUGGUUGAACAUCAGAGAAUCCACACUGGAGAAAAGCCCCACGAGUGCAGAGAGUGCGGGAAAGGCUUCAGUAGGAGCUCAUCCCUUGUUAUUCACCAGAGAACUCACACGGGGGAGAAGCCUUACAAAUGUAAUGACUGUGGAAAAGCCUUCAGUCAGAGUUCAACCCUCAUCAGACAUCAGCAACUUCACACUAAAGAGUGAGGUCCAAGUUUUGACUAGUGUAAAAAACAGGGCAUAGCUGAAAAGAAAAAUACAUACUUGUUUGGAUUUUCCUUCCCUACUAGCUACAAGCCAGUUUCAAGCUAACCUUCCUACUUUCCUUCUUCUUUUUUCUGUGAUCUAAAUGAUCAAAUAAGUGGUCGAUACAAGGGAAGGAUGGAUCCAGUCUAAUACUCUGGAGGGCUUCAACCUUAGAGUGUAUAACUACCUGACACCUUGUAGCUCCUCAUUUUCUCUCUUCUAUGGGACUUGUGUCCCUGAACAACCAGUAAGCCCAGUUUCCCAACCACCUCAGCCCCUUCCCUUAAAAGGAAAUCCUCUUUAAAGUAUGUGUGUGUGUGCUUUCUUAUUUGAUGGCUCCUGUAAAGAAAAGAAGCAGCUAGUUUCAGAAUAAGACUGAAAACUUUCCACCCUUUGGGGAUAAUAAUGUUGAGGUAAAUUCAGUCUCUACACUUAUACAGGUUUUUCUCUUCCUUUCUCCAACUUUAACCAUAGCUCUAUUACAAUGCCUAACUAAUCCUGGUUUAUUUGAUCUCAUCCUUUUUAUCAAUAUCCUAAAACGCUUUCAUGUCUUCAUUAUAUUGGGGAAAAAUGCUGCCUUAUUUUUUUAAUUUUUUCUUUUGUUUACAGACAUUAUUAAACUUACACACUCUGGCUCUUACUCUCACCAAUAUAAAACUGAUUUCUCCAGGACAAACUAGGUGCCUAUUUCUCAGUCCUUUUCCUACUUGACAUUUGCAGAAUUGGCAUGUUUGGCCACUCUGAUGCCUUAAAAUUUAAGCUUCUGGGAUCCAUGAUUUGGUGCUGAUCCUUUUCCUACCUCCCAGCACUCUUCUGGUUAACAAUGAUCAGUGUUGUGACUGUGGGUGAAAAUUGGACCAGAAUAAUCUCAUUUUAUUUGGUUGUAAUUCUUGAGGUUAUUUGAUUGUAAAACUUCUCGAAAACAGAAAUCUUGUUUUAGAUGCUGAGUAGUCACUAAAUGUCCUGCAAUUCUUGCUUACUGAUUUCUCUAGCUGCUGUAAUAAAUCUGCUAGACUUCAUAUGAAAUGGCUUAAUCAUUGAUUUCUUUGUUCUCUAUUCUUACUGCUGCAGACAAGUCCUCAAUAGUUCUGACCUAAAUGAUCGUUGCUGCCUUUGUCUUUCUGUCUGUCUAGGUGCUUGAUUAAACUACCACUUUGUUUAAAAAGAUCAGCUUCUCAUAAUCCCCAGGAAAUGCCUCAAACUGUGUUCAGUGUCUUCCACAGUUGGAUACAGUUGACCCUUGAAAAAAAUGGGUAGGGACACUGACCCCCAUGCAAUUAAAAAUUCAUGUAUAAUUUUUGUCUCCCCCAAAACUUAACUACUAAUAGUCUGCUGCUGACCGGAAGCCUUACCAACAACAUAAUCAGUUAACACAUAUUUGGUAUGUUACAUGUAUUAUGUACUGUGUUCUUAAAAUAAAGUAAGCUAGAGAAAAGGUGUUAAGAAAAUCAUAAGGAAAAUAAAAUACAUUUAGAGUGCUAUCCUGUAUUUAUGAAUAUCAUGUUUAUGUCUUCUGUUAUAAGAAAUUGUGAUAUAAGUGGCUCACACAGUUCAAACUCAUUGCUCAGGAAUCAACUGCAUUUACUUGCUUUUCAUUAUUCCUCAAUGCAUGUGAGUAGGCCUAGUCUUUUUUCCUUAUACCAUCCUUCUCAUGCUUGGCUGCUUCUCAAACUAUUCCAUGGCAACCCUUUCACACAGCCUUUCUUCCUUGCAACUCCAGAAAUCCUAUCCAUUUCUAAAAGGCUCUACUCAAGUCCUGCCUCUUCUGUGAUACCUGUCCCAUCUUUGUAGGAGUCCUUUGCAGUGAUGGUUUGUAUUAUUCUCCCAUAUUACAUACCAUCUUAUAGUUCCCUGUUUCCUUCAGGUGCUUUUUUGCAUAAACUGCUUUGAAGUCAGUUGUCUUAAAUCUCUUAGGAGCCCAAUCUAAUACAUAGUACAGUACAGUCCUGGACUCUAGUUGUAACCUAAACGAGGAGUGAUUAAUAAUGUAAUCUCUUGUCUUUUGAAUGGUGACAUAACCUCGUCCAAUUAUCACCCUCUCUGUCCUACCCUUAGUUAUAUACAUUAGAACUUCAGGGAUGCAGGCCCCCUGGUUUUCCACUUCAUGAGACUAUUGUAAAGAAUAAGUGAUUGUAUUCAUGUUAGGUGAUGAAAACAGUGCCUGAUAUAUAGAAAGUGCCCAAUAAAUGCUAAUUUUUCUGGUGCUACUGCUUCACAGCUACCUGUAGCCUUUGAUUUCAUUCCCUGUAUGGUCUAUACUUCAUUACCAGGUCACAAUCAAGUAAGUUAGAAAAUAUUUCUUCUAACUGCAGUAAUAAGCAAUAGCCAUCAAAACAUAAACAGAUCAGCAUUAGAGAACAGAGAAAGUGCCUAGAAGAUCAAGAUCAGGACAAGUUAUAGUAUAGUUAUUCUGACAACUAAAGAGAGACAGUCAUUUGCUUACAUUGUACUUGGAAGGAAACAAUGU